Messenger RNA from Serinus canaria (Common canary), 4326 nucleotides. It is a transcript of the gene TDRD12, whose product is annotated as tudor domain containing 12. Gene Ontology annotation, biological process: transposable element silencing; germ-line stem cell division. The coding region runs from base 1 to 3783 and encodes 1260 amino acids. Gene Ontology annotation, molecular function: ATP binding; nucleic acid binding; metal ion binding. The transcript has 32 exons. The record is from RefSeq and is a predicted model, not a curated record. Lineage: Eukaryota; Metazoa; Chordata; Aves; Passeriformes; Fringillidae.
AUGGAUGUAGUGAUAAGGGAGACACGGGAGAUAAACAUGGAAGUUGUGGUAUUAAAGGCUGAGGACCCCAGCUGCUUUUGGAUUGCUGUGAAAGAAUGUGUGCCCGGUGUAGUCGUUGAAACGGUGUAUGAAAACCUGAAUGUUGAAAUGGAGCAGUUUUAUAGUUGUUAUAAAGAUGCAGAUGAAGUAAAACAAGAGGAGAUAACAAAAGGCCAGGUUUAUGUGGUUUUCAGUGAGGAACUGAAGUGCUGGUGCAGGGCUCUGGUGGAGUCAGUGCGGUGCCAGGCAGAUGGUUACCAGCUCGGCUGUUUCCUUGUGGAUUAUGCCAAGUACUGCUCUGUUCCAUCAGAGAACAUUCGAGUUUUAACAGGAGCAUUUGCAAAGAUCCCACACAGAGCAAAGAAGUGUCGGCUGCACUGCACAAAGCCACUGACACUGCAUAUUGACUACUGUGAAAACACUGCCAAAAUAGGACCAGCCAAAAGAUGGGAUACUGCUGCCAUUCAGCAUUUUCGAAAGCUUCUUGAAGAGGCUACUGAGGUUAAAGCCACAAUACAGACAGUAGAAGAUAAAGUGUUAGAGGUGUUUCUUUUUGUGACUAUAAAAGAUGAAAAGAUCUGUGUUAAUGAUGAUCUGGUUGCAAAGCACUUUGCUCAUUACAAGGAAGAUGAAGGGACUGCAGGCAGUUCUUCAGAUGUUUCUGAUGAUGAAGUGUCCUUAAAUGCAGAGUGUGUUCCAGUGGAGUUUGUUGGUCCUACGUUUCUUGCCAGGCCAAAACUGCCCUUUGGGGAGAAGGUGUCACCACAUCUUGGGCCAGGUCUUGCUGGUUGUAAUUCUGUUGCUGAAAAGCCAUCCCAAAGGUCACACACGAAUCUAAAUCACAGUACUGUGCCUGUGGUCAGCAUGGUGCCAGGUUUGCCUUCCAAGGAAGAUAAAGCAGUUCAAACAGAGAGGCUUCCACAGUUCUCAAAUUCCAGUUUCCUUCAAACACACACAGUUGAGGAUGGCCAACAGAGUUUACAAGAUGUUGGGAAAGAAAAAAACUUUGUGUUCCUGAACAAGAAAAUUGAACCAUCAUCAGUUUUGGAAACAGCACCACUUCUUGAUGGUCUGAAAAAGGAACUUGAUAGGAAAAAGUUUUCAGGUCCUACCUUCACCCAGUCCUACUGUUGGCCACCAAUAGCUUGGGGACGUGAUGUUGUUGCCAUCUCCCAUCAGGGAAAUGAUCCUUUAUUAUAUAUUCCACCAGUUCUUACACUUCUGCAGGAAAGUGACUAUCCAGCCUUGCCAAACAUGAGUGGGCCACUAGCACUGAUUUUAUGUCCUGGAUGGAAGAAGGCACAGCUUGUUUUUGACCUGCUGAAAACGUACAGGAAAGGCUGCAGACGCCUUCAUCCAAUGCUGAUGACCCUUGGGCUGAACAAGGAAGCAGCCAGCCAAAUGGAACUCCGAGGCUGUGAAGUGGUAGUGACUACACCAUACAACCUCCUGAGACUGCUGGAACAUAACACUGGGUUCUUGUGUAGGCUUUGCCAUCUUGUUCUUGAUGAGAUCGAGGUGCUGUUCUCUGACACUUCUGAACAGGUGUUUACUAUACUGGAUUGUUACAAGAAAGCCACUGCUCAAGCACGGGGGAAUCUGCCACAUCAGAUCAUUGCUGUGGGAACUCAGUGGAAUAAACAUAUCACACCCUUGAUAAAGGAGUUCAUGAUUGACCCUCACAUUUUGAUAACUGUUAUUGAAGAAGCUGCCAUCUUUGGAAAUGUGCAACAGGUGGUGCAGCCCUGCAUAAACAGCGACAGAACUGCUGAGUUACUCAAAAUCCUGGAUUCUGCCCAGAGGAAUCUUCAGAAAGUGCUGGUCUUCACUGACUCAGUAACUGAAGCAGAGAUGAUUCAUAAGGCACUGAAGAGCAAUUCAAUCGUUUCCUUGAAAAAGCAUAAAGAGAGCAAGUGUACUGCUAAGUGUGUCUUGGAGAGGUGGAGGAAAAUGUACAGUUCUGGCACUCCUGCUGUGUUAGUUUUAACAGAUGACUGCCUGCAGUCCAUGGGAAUCACAGAUGCAACUUGGGUGAUACAUUUCAGUUUCUCAUCUCCAGCAGUCUUUGGGCAGCGCCUGCAAAGCAUGAGUGACAACUUCUGCCCUGGCAUAAAGGAUUCUGCUGUAGAUCAGGAAGAUACGAAGGCAAAGUCAAUCAUUCUGCUGACAGAGAGCAGUUUUUGUCAUGCACCUGAGAUUUUCUACUAUUUAAAGCAUGCAGAAGCUGAAAUUCCAGAAGAACUCUAUGAUUUGACUGCCAGGGUGCAGGAAUCUGAGGAAGACGAGAAAUUUUCAAGACCCCUGUGUGCUUCCCUUAAAACAUUUGGGAUUUGCAGGAACAGAACAGAGUGUCCAGAUCGUCAUCAAAUUAAUUUAUCAAUAGACAUGGCCCAGAAUAUUGCAGCUGAAAUGAUAGAAACACCUGAACGUGUGACAAUCCUGCCUCUCUUCAUUGUACAUGCAACAAACUACUUUGGCCGAAUAGUCAGGAAACAAAAGGACCAAUAUACAGUUCUUGCUAAAGAAAUGAAUGAUUACUUCAAGGUACCAGGGCACAGGAUUUCGGUGAACACUGUGGAGAAGUCAGUGUUCUAUGGGUUACGUGAGGGAGCCAUUUGCCACAGAGUUCAGGUGGUAGAGACUCCAGCAAAAGAUGAAGAAAAUGUCUGUAAGGUCACAGUUAAGUACAUAGAUGAAGGCAGGACAAGUCAAGUGAACAGUGAUCAGCUGCUUCACUUACCUGUGAAGUUUCAGAGUCUGCCACCUCAGGCUGUGGAAAUUAUAGUGUGUAGAGUAAAACCCAUAGAUAAUGAAGUUGAAUGGAAUCCAAAGGUGACUGAUCACAUCAAUCACAAAAUUAAAGGAAAACUUCAUCAUGCAAAAGUGGUGCAUACCUUGGGAAAGACAGUUUGGGUUGACCCAAUGGUUGGGGUUACCAAUCUUCCCACGAUGAAGAUGUGGAUCAAUGAGUACAACAUUCGGUCCGAGAUUUUGUCAACGGGUUUGGGAACUGACAAUCCCGAACAUGUAGCAGAAAUUCAGAAGCUGUGCCCACAGAUACCAGUUUUGGAUCAUGGACAGAGCUUGGAGCAUUUACCUUCUAAGCCCGAGACUACCGUUGAAAAAUUGGGAACUUCAGUACAGGCUUUGUUACUAAGAAGCACAAAAGAGGACACAGCUGAUCUAGAGGAAGUGUCCAGUCCACAGGAUCCAUCGCUAGAGGAAGAUUCUGCAGAAAGCUGUAACAGUCCUGUGACUCCUCCAAGCAAUGAUGUAGUUCAAACAAAAGAAGCAGAAGAGACUACUGUGAAUCAGCAGAAGGGCUGUCAUCCACAAAUCAAGUGGUUUCAGGAUGAUGUGAGUGUGACACUGAAGGUCCAAAUACUGAGGGCAGCUGACAGUAGAUGUGAGUUCUGUAGAGAAAAGGUGACUUUCAGUGCUUAUUCAGAAGGCAAAUUUUAUGUGGCUGACCUGGAGCUGUAUCAGUCAGUAAUUGCAGAGAAGUCCACAUGUGUGAUUAAGGAAACAGAGGCUGUGAUUUUACUGGUAAAAGAGAAAAAAGGAACAUGGUGCAAAUUACUGAAGAACAAGAAUGUUCAUGUGUCCUUAGAUUUUGAAUGCUGGGAAGCAUCUGAAGAUGAAAGGCCUUUCACAGUUGGUUCUGGAAAACUGAACUACCCUCCUGCAGGAUCUGAGGAGUGGUUUGAGUCCUCUGAAGACAGUGGUACAGAAAGUGAUGAGUAACUCACAGGAGAAAUUCCUUUCCCCUCUGAUAAAACACUUAAGAACUGAUGUAAUCUAUUUUUGGUCUUGCUCUGCAUCCUGAUGGCAACCGAAAUUACCUAUUUGAAAAAAACAGUUGUGUAGCAGAUGCUUGCCUUCUCUUGGUUCUGUUCUUUGACUUGUUUAAUACCUAAAUAUAAUGUAAGGUGUUUGGGGUUUUUUUGGAGGCUGGUAGAUUAGUCUCUAGUGGGUUAUUUAAAAGGUGUUAGUUACCUCUAGUUUUUGUUUAAAAAACAAGGCCUCUUCUGUGAAGUAGAAGCAAAAAGUGGGUCUAGCCAUAUGUGCAUCAAAAGCACAAGUCAAUAAAGAACAGUGUAAAAAAUAGCAUGAGUAUGUCCAAGAAUAUUCAUCUGCCCUCAAGCAAUUUUUGAUCAGAGUUUACAUGAGGAAAAGCUUUCCUUGGGCCUUGCACAAAUGUAGUUACAUUUUGGAACAUAUGUGAGCUUCUGACAUUCUCCUGCACUAAGGAAUUCAGUGAAAUAAUUUACUGUGUCUUGAGGCCUU